UACAUAUCUAUCAUUUUAGAUUAAAAAAAAAAAUACUCUUAUUAUUGCAGUUCUUAUCCCACUCUAUCAAUGGUAUCAGAGUAGGCACAAUGAAUGGUCCUGUUCAGAUUUUAGUUCCUAUUUUGGAUGACAAAAAUUACAACCGAUGGUGUGUGCAAAUGAGGGUGCUUUUUGAUUACCACAAAUUGCUAAGUGUUGUGGAGAAUGGAGUUACUGAAAUUGUAGAAAAUGUUAAUGAUGCCCAAAAGCACGCACACCGUGAGAGUACGAAAAAGGACAAGAAGGCAUUAUAUUUCAUCCAUCAAGAGAUAAAGAAGCCAAUUAAGCAAGUCUUCCAAAGCCAAGUUUCUAUCAAAGGUGAUCAAGGUGGUGAAACAAGUCAAAAGCACAGUGGUUCUCGUAGUAGAGGACGAGGGCGUGGUUUCUACUUCAACAAAGGUCAUGGGGGUCAUAACAACAAUUAUGGAGUAGGAGGCAAUGACCAAGAAAAAUCAAACUUCGACCAUCAACAAAAUUCAAAAGGUUGUGGUCAUGGAUGUGGUAGAGGAAGGUAUGACAAGUCCAAUGUUGAAUGUUACCAUUGUCAUAAACAUGGCCAUUAUUCCAAUGAGUGCAAAUGCAAGGAUAAUACUCAAAAGGCUCAUUGUGUACAAGGAGAUGAUGAUGUUGAUGGUGGCCAUGCUCUCUUGAUGGUCAUUGUUGUUGGUGAAACACCAAACUAUCACAUAUGGUUCCUUGACACUAGAUGUACCAAUCACAUGAGUGGCAAAAGGGAGCUAUUUGUUGAUCUUGAUGAGUCCUUUCACACAAAAGUGAAAUUUGUUGAUAAUAGAACUAUACCAGUAAUUGGAAAAAGAAGAAUUCUCAUCAACUUGAAGAAUGGAAAUCACAAGUACAUUUCAAAUGUAUUUUACAUUCCAAGCAUGAAGAGUAAUUUGCUUAGUGUGGGCCAAUUACUUGAAAAAGGGUAUGUUAUGAGCUUGCGUGAUCAUCAAUUCUCCAUUCUAGAUAACCAAGAUAGUGAACCAAUGACAUUUGAGGAGGCAAUUCAAGAUUCUAAAUGGGUAAAUGUAAUGAAUGAGGAGAUCAAGCCAAUUGAAAGGAACAAUACAUGGGUACUCACUGAUAUUCCACAAGGUCACAAAGCAAUUGAUGUCAAGUGGGUUUUCAAGACAAAGGUGAAGUCAAAUGGUGAGACCAUCAAACUUAUAAUUGGUUUGGUUGCACAAAAUCAAUGGAAAAUCCAUCAAAUGGAUGUGAACUCAGCUUUUCUAAGUGGCCCACUUGAAGAAGAGGUAUAUGUCCAGCAGCCUCCUGGAUUCAUGAAACAAGGAAGUGAAGAUAAGGUUAACAAUUAUGGUGAUAUAUUGCUGCUAUCUAUUUAUGUUGAUGAUCUAAUAUUCACAGGCAAUAAUCCCACAAUGAUUGAAGAUUCCAAGAAGUCCAUGAUGGAUAAUUGUGCUAUUCUAGGCUACUCAGAUAGUGAUUGGGUUGGAGAUCUAGAUGAUCAAAAAAGCACUUCUAGAUGCUAUUUCAAUUUUGGUGCUACAACCUUCUCUUGGUCAUCAAAAAGCAGUCUAUUGUUGCUCUAUCAACUUGUGAAGCAAAACUUGGCAAAGAAUCCUGUCACACAUGGAAGAAGCAAACACAUCGAUGUUCGAUAUCAUUUCUUGAGAGAUCAAGUUGGCAAGAAAGCAAUUGAGUUGGUUUACUGCAAAUCGGAAAACCAAGUAGCUAACAUCCUCACCAAACCUUUGAAGUUUGAAGCUUUUAUCAAAUUAAGGAGCAUGCUUGGAAUGACUACUUUACUAGAUCAGGAUUAAAGGGGGAUUGUUGGUUUGUUAAUGUUGAUCUAAUUGUAGUUUUCACUGUUGAAUAAGUUUUAUUGUCACCUAUUAUCUAAGAAACUAUUUGUUUUUUUGUUACUCUUUAGGACGUAGUGCAGGACGUGUCAGUAUGCAUGUUAGCCAUGUUGCCUUGUUUUUAGAAUUUAGUUACUAUUUAUUUGGUUGUAUUAUUGAUGUCUUCUGCCUAUAUAAAGGCUAUUACUAGUG
Messenger RNA from Rubroshorea leprosula, 2054 nucleotides. Lineage: Eukaryota; Viridiplantae; Streptophyta; Magnoliopsida; Malvales; Dipterocarpaceae. The record is from the annotation of a GenBank genome assembly.